GGGACGGUUCAUAAUUCCAGAGCUUUCUCAGCUAAAUCACGAACCUUGGAAAAGAUUCAACUUUACUGUCCAAUUCCUUCAUCAGUUGUUGGGCAAGUUUUGUGCGGGUCCCUGGACACAUGUCGAAUGGGUUCAUCAAACUGCCCCAUCCGGAGGAAGCAACAAAAUUCACCGGUUUUGAUGGCUGGAAUUCCGGACUGUUUAACCUCGCGAGCGCUCUUAUCCGAAUGUUCGCACGGGUAACAUUUAACCCGCUGUGCCGUGACUCCAUAACCCACUGCACUAACCUUUCCUCCAGUGCAAGAAACAUGGUUGUUACACCGCGUGCUGCUCUUCUGCCUAGAGGAAUUAGUGACAAUUCUGACCUUUUUCGUCAUUUUCCCACUUGCAUUUCAUUCAUCGUGAAAUGGCGUGCAGCCAUAUAAUUAUUAGAGUGCUCCGCA
This is a messenger RNA of Dicrocoelium dendriticum, 443 nucleotides long. Lineage: Eukaryota; Metazoa; Platyhelminthes; Trematoda; Plagiorchiida; Dicrocoeliidae. The record is from the annotation of a GenBank genome assembly.